Molecule: messenger RNA, 9375 nt
Organism: Stomoxys calcitrans (stable fly)
Lineage: Eukaryota; Metazoa; Arthropoda; Insecta; Diptera; Muscidae
Gene: Cul5
Product: cullin-5
Exons: 7
Coding region: 301-2706 (801 amino acids)
Biological process (GO): protein ubiquitination; SCF-dependent proteasomal ubiquitin-dependent protein catabolic process
Cellular component (GO): SCF ubiquitin ligase complex; Cul5-RING ubiquitin ligase complex
Molecular function (GO): ubiquitin protein ligase binding
Source: RefSeq, a predicted model, not a curated record
GGCCCUGAUUGAAUUUUACAACCUCAACAAUUUGCAAUUUGCAAAAAAAAAUUGUUUUUUUGUUUGUGUCGGCCUGAAAACCUUCCUUGUAAUUGCGACAAUACCACAAAAAGAACAGAGACAAAGUGCUUGUAGCCAAAGUAAAGGUUAAUAAUUUAUUCGCGUGAAAAAUAUCGUCUUCAGAUGCGACAGCGACAUAAAAAGUGUUUUAUGUAAAUUUAAUUAAAAAAAUAUUACUACACUCAAGUUUGCAUUGUAAAUGUGUUACAAUUACGUGGUUUGCUAGAUUUUUACAGAAUUAUGCUGAAGGGUAAAGGACAACGUUCCUUUGAGGAAGUAUGGCCUGAUAUGAGAAUCAUAGUCUUGAAGCUGCUAAAACAGGAAACCGUCUCACAAGUCGAAUGGCAAGAUUUAUUUUAUGGCGUUCAUUUGGUGUGUCUGUGGGAUGAGAAGGGUGCUGCUAAAAUUUACGACUGCCUUCGUAAUGAUGUUGUUGAGUUUAUAUCCCAUGCCCAGCUUAAAGUUCAGUCACAGCGGGGCGAACAUGCUCUACUCACAACCUACAUUGUAGAGUGGCGAAAAUUCUUCACGCAAUCCAGUUACCUGCCUUUACCAUUUCGCCAGUUGGAACAUUGGUUUCAGUCGAAAGCACCCUCAUCCUCCUCCGGCUGCUCUGCUUCCACUUCCGCCUCAAGUUCCUCAACGUCGGCUGCGUCGACAUCAGCGGCUGCGUCUUCUGCGGCAGCUUCAACGUCGUCGGCGGCCAAGAAGAAUCCCACCGAAGACAGUAUUGUUCGGAAGCUGAUGUUAGACUCUUGGAACGAGCACAUAUUCAAGGACAUAAAAGACCGCUUGCAGGAGUCGGCUAUGAAAAUCGUACACGCCGAACGCAAUGGUGAUGCCUACGACGCGCAGUUGGUGAUCGGUGUGAGGGAAAGUUAUGUUAAUCUCUGUUCUAAUCCCGAAGACAAACUCCAGAUAUAUCGCGAAAAUUUCGAGGCAGCCUAUCUGAAGGCCACCACUGCCUUCUAUCGUCUGAAGGCCACAGAACAACAGCAGGCCAACGGAGUCCUUGCUUUCAUGAAGUAUGCCGACGCAAAGUUGCGAGAGGAGGAAGCUAGAGCUGAGCGGUAUUUGGAACCUAGUAGUUAUGCAGUCUUGGCCCAAACAUGCGUCAAGGUACUCGUAGGCGAUCACAUGAACACCAUAAUAGCCGAAUGUGCUCCACUUAUCAAAGAAUACGAGACAGAUCGCUUGAAUUUAAUGUUCCGUCUGCUCGAUCGAGUUCCCAACGGUGUCGAUCCGAUGUUGCGUGAUUUGGAAAAUCACAUAGUCUCCGCUGGUCUUGCUGACAUGCUCUCGGCUUCGGAGAUUAUUACGCAAGAUUCGGAGAAAUAUGUGGAACGUCUCUUGGAGUUGUUUAAGAAAUUCAGCGCACUUGUUAAGAAUGCAUUCAGUGAUAAUCCUCGUUUCCUCACAGCCCGUGACAAAGCAUUUAAAACGGUGGUAAACGACACUAGUGUCUUUAAAUUGGAAUUGCCCACAGGUAUACAGAAUCGUGGUGUUAAGUAUACAGCGCCAGAGAGUAAAUGUCCGGAAUUGUUGGCAAACUACUGUGACAUGUUGUUGCGUCGAACGCCACUAAGCAAGCGACUGACGAGCGAGCAAAUCGAUGCACGUCUCAAGGAUGUACUAUUGGUGUUGAAAUAUGUUAAUAAUAAGGAUGUAUUUAUGCGUUAUCACAAGGUGCAUCUAACAAGAAGACUUAUUUUGGGCACUAGUGCAGACAGCGAAAAGGAAGAAGAUAUAGUUGAAUGGCUACGAGGAGUUGGCAUGCCUGCCGACUAUGUAAAUCGUUUAGCCCGUAUGUUCCAAGACAUAAAAGUUAGUGAAGACUUAAAUACUCAGUUCCGCAAUUCAACCGGUCGACACGAUGCCAUUAAUAUUAAAAUUCUAAAUGCUGGUGCUUGGGCCCGUUGCUCUGAACGUGUAUCAGUAAGUCUACCCCUAGAACUGGAGGAUUAUAUACCCGAUGUUGAGGAAUUCUAUAAGAAGAAACAUUCCGGCCGUAAAUUACAAUGGUAUCAUCACAUGAGUAAUGGCACAAUUACAUUUGUCAAUAAUUUUGGUCGAUAUGAUCUCGAUGUCACAACAUUUCAAAUGGCCGUGCUCUUUGCAUGGAAUCAAAGGCAGCAUGAUAAAAUAUCAUAUGAAAAUCUUAGAUUAGCCACAGAAUUGCCAGAUCCUGAGCUUAGGCGCACUUUGUGGUCAUUGGUGGCAUUUCCUAAAUUGAAAAAACAAAUACUAUCAAUGGAACCAAAUUGUCCCUCACCCAAGGAUUUUGCUGAGAACACUUUGUUCUAUGUAAACCAAGAUUUUGCCGUAGUAAAGAAUGGCAAAUCACAACGUAGGGGCAAAUUAAAUCUAAUUGGUCGGUUACAGUUGAGCACUGAACGCUCAAUACAAGAGGAUAAUCAGUCGAUUGUUCAGCUGCGUAUUUUGCGUGUUCAGGAAGCCAUUAUUAAAAUUAUGAAAAUGCGAAAACGCAUGAACAAUGCUACACUACAGGCCGAGUUGAUUGAUAUUCUGAAAAAUAUGUUCUUGCCUUCGAAGAAAAUGAUCAAGGAACAAUUGGAAUGGUUGAUCGAACAUAAGUAUAUGCGACGUGAUGAUGAUGAUAUCAACACUUUUAUAUAUAUGGCUUAAGUUUAUACAUAUUUUUUAUAUAUAUUAACUCACUCACAAACACAUUCUCUCAUAUGCAGUAUAUAUAUUCUACCUUAUAAGAGUAAGGGAAUCUUUUAUUAGGAAUGCUACUACAUAGUUUUGUUUUUAAUUUGCUCUCACCUUUAACAAUUCUAGGGCAUUUUCAAAUUUCAUUUUUUUUGUAUAAGUGAUCUUAAAUUUGUUGAUGGGUAUUGACAGCUCGAAUCAUAAGUUUAGUAUUGGAAAAAACUUGAUUGUCAUUUCAAGUAAACAAAGUGAAUCUGGUCAGUUAAAAUUUAAUAUGGUGGUUUUUGCUCCUUGAGAUUAAACUUGAAUAGGACAUCACUCGUUGAUAUGUAAGAAGUUUGCCCCCUGUUCCUUAAUGUUCCCUUCUUAAUGCUGGCGCCAUAUGUGUUAGGUACUAUGUCAUGUUUACAGCCAUGGGAAAACUUCUCCCCAAAUAGAUGUCUCACUACGGUACGCUGUUUGGACCCGAGGUCCCUUAUCGUUGAUCUUAAACUUGAAUCGGACAGCACUCAUUGAUAUAUGAGAAGUUUGCCAGCUGUUCCUUAAUGAAUUGCUGGUGGGCAAACUUGCAUUUGCAGAAAAAAUAUAAAUCCUAUGAGAAGCCCAUACUAUUCCAUCACUAAUGUUGACGGCACUUGCAAGUAUUUUAGAUUUUAAAACAUCUCUAGAAAUCCAUCGGCCAAAAGUUCUAUAAAAGCCAAUUGAAGUAAAAAGCACUAAGGCUUUCAUCUGAACAUCGUGUGAUUUUAGGUAUAGUGGCCUCCACCGUAGCGCAGAGGUUAGCAUGUCCGUCUAUGACGCUGAACGCCUGGGUUCGAAUCUUUGUGAGGCCAUCAGAAAAAAAUUUUGAACGGUGGUUUUCCCCUCUUAAUGCUGGCAACAUUUGUGAGGUACUAUGCCAUGUAAAACUUCCCUCCAAAGAGGUGUCGCUCUGCGGCACGCCGUUCGGACUCGGCUAUAACAGGAGGCCCUUAUCAUUGAGCUUAAACUUGAAUCGGACUGCACUCAUUGAUAUGUGAGAAGUUUGCCUCUGUUUCUUAGUGGAAUGUUUAUGGCCAAAAUUUGCAUUUGAAAUAUAAAAAAAAGGUUAAAAGUUUGUAAUUUUUUUCCGUGAAGAAACAAUUUUAAUCUCGUCCUUUUUGCAUAUAUUUUUUAAAAACUUAAAAUAAAAAAAAUUAUAUACAACAUGACAUUAUAACAAAGAAAAUCUGUUUCCCCACAUAGCCAACGAUUACUAUAAUGCGCUUUCUUAACAUAUUGGGCUCGAGUAAAAGAAUUGUAAUAAAAUUAGAUCCCAAAACUAGUUAUAUAUGAUUAGAGCUAUAUACCAUGACUCAAGCCAUGAUGGGCUAAUAAUAGAGGAAAUCCAUGAUAGGUUAAUAAUAAAGGAAGAAAUUUCAAAAAAGAAGAGAGUGCGGAAUCGUCUUGUUGUUGUCGUCGUAGCCACAUUUGAGCAAGCUCGUUUCGGUUCAUAAUAACGAUCGCCGCGGGAACGUUAUGGCCAUUGGUUAAAUAAAGGCGCAAAAAACUAAGCUUGUCAUAGCGAGUAUCAUAAGUACUCAGUAAGAACUGGUGCCACCGGCUUUUCACAGAGACUCUCCGCUCGAUAUCGCUGAUUUUCUACGACUGCCAGUGCAGCUAAUUCGUGUAGGAAGCAUUUCACUAUACGCAAUAGUGGACGCUCCCGGUAGUUCCCAGCUGAGCUUGUCGUGAUGAUAAUAAACACCACACAAAUCGGAGCUUGUGGUGCUUAUAGUCAUCUCGUACCAGGGAAUUAAUUGUCUUGUUGAGCGCUCUAGCAAUUGCUAAGAAGAAUGUAUUUCAAAAUCUUUAGAUUAUAUGCCCCUAAACUACUUCAGUGAGAACUUUCUUUCCUGAAAGCCUUCAUUGGCACAGCUUCACUAUCCGUUUCAAUUCUAUAUAGGCGCAACUGUAAACUUAUGUGUACCGUCUGGAUGCCGUUUGUCGUACUAAUCUCUUUUCUAAUUUCUCUCAAUGUUGGCCUCGUUUUGUUGGGUCGGGAUAUCCCUGCAGGACUUUUGAUGUCUUUCCGGCAGCCUUUGUUGUUGUUGUAGCCACAAUUGCAUGUGGAAUUAGAAAUCCUUGUCAAACUCCUAGACGAGUAAGCUCGUUCCGGUCCAUAGGACCGAUCACUGCGCAAACGUUAUGGCCAUUGGUUAUUUAAAAGCGCCAAUAACUCGCCUUGUUAUAUCCGGCAACAUAGUCACUUAGUAUUUAAGCAAGAGCCGGUGCCGUCCGGCCUCUUACUGAGUCUCACCACUCGAUACCGCUGAUUGUCCGAGACUGCAGGUGCAGCUACCCGUAUACGAAGCAUCCUACUAUCCGCAACCUUUGGAAGCGCCCGGUAGCUCUUAUCUGAGCUUCUCGUAAUAACUUACAUAUCACCAACACACACAGAUCAGAGUUCAAAGUUCCAGCCUGUAUGGUGUUCAUAGUUAUCCCAUGCCGGGUGCCUUUUCGUUCCAGUGUGUCCCUUACACCCCUGUUCCUAACUCGGAUCGCACUGCCAUUAAGGGCUUCACGCUCGCCGAAAUGGCUGCCUUUUCUUUCGUUCCCUUUUAUCCCACUGCGCCUCGGAACCCAAAUAACCCGAUGCCUACGUGGUGUAAGCGUUAAUCGUUUUUUCAAUCCAACGUUACGGACCUUUUGUUGUUAUUGUAGCCACAUUCACUGUAAAUAUACAGAUUGAUUGAUUCCAAAAUUAUUGUGAUGCGGCUACCGUUUCCAGAUCUGGCUCCAGAAACCAUAGUGAUUCUGUACUCAGAUUAGUAGGUUUUCCGGGCAUGUAAAUCGAUGAUUGGUUUCAUGAGGUUCUGUGUUGUAUGUAGGACGAAUAUUGAGGAUGGUAUCGUCUAAGCUUCAGUUUGCUACACCAUCCUGAUCUUAAUUGGACCAGUGUAGCCCUGGUUUUUUUGCAGGUCUUUUUCAUAAUUCACUAUUAGUGGUGGGAAUCUACCAAAGACUAUAUGCAGCUGAUUCGAUAAAGCAGCAUUGUUUACAGUAUUUGCAAGAAACGCUGCAAGGUUGUAGGUGGAUUGGUGAUAUGAUGUCGGGUCUCUAAACAUCCAGAUACUCCUCCCGGUAUGUCUCCGAGGAUCUUCUAGCUCAGACCCUAGCUAGCUCGAGUGGGUCUCCUGGUGGCAGCCAUGAUUUUCGAUGUUUGUCAUCUGCAGGCAGCUCCUUGUUGUCAUUUGGGCGCAUUUUGACAGGUCUGUAGGUUGUCCACUGCGUAUGGCCCACGUACACGUAUACUGAGGCGAUAGCCCUUGCCGAUGAAGGGUUCCAUCGGGUCAAUCCGGUGCGUACAACCGGCUGCCAUGGUAUUUAUCUCAUGUGAACCACCUCUAUCAGGAGAUAAAGAUCCUACCUGUGCGAAGACAUAUCUACAUGCUGUCUAAACAAUACCUUUUGGGCUGUUAUCGCAGAGACCAUCCAAAUCAUCUUGUGGAUGGAUAUCCAACGCCCAGAAGCCUUAAGGUAGAUCUACAUGAUAUAGAGCGUGAGGUUCAGCGCUACAACAGAGAACCUCUAGAGCAAGCGGCAUAUCAAGCAGGUCUAGACAACAUUCAUGGGUGAAUGUAGUCCUUGGAGAACGACCGCCCCCCAUUGCACCUGAAGAAAUUGACCUCCCCCGGCAAACCAGAGUAGUUCUGGCUCAGUUACGUUCUGGCAGAUGUAGCCGCCUCAACUCCUACAGAGCAAGGAUUUAGGCCGACAUGCAAGAUGUAUGUGCCGAUUGUAACCAGGGACCGCACAAUAUACGUCACCUAUUUAACUGCCCAGCCAGACCCACUCGACUCAGACCCAGAUCCCUGUGGACGCACCCCAUCUUAGUCGCAGUGUUCUUGGGUCUUGACACUCUACCGAAUCAAGCAAACGAAUGAUAGAACACAACAAACUGCUACAACGACAACAACGUUGACGCUGCAUAAUUCACUGCAUGCCGGCCAAUCGUUUUAUAAGUGGUAAAUAAUAUCUUUUUGUUCAUACCUCGAGUGUUGUCUUCCAAAGAUUUGAGGAUUUUUCUUCUGCUUCUUGCCUUAUCAAGGGUCAACCCUAAAAUCAUCAAAUGAUUUAUUGUCGGAAUUAUUUUUGUUCAUAGUCUAUAACUUCAAGCUCCAUUGAAACCUCUUUCGUCCAGGUAGUGAAUUUGAACCUUUCGAAAGCACCGAUCUUCGUGGGAACGUUUUGGCCAUUGGCAACUUAGAGGCACUUAUAACUCGUCAUGUCAUAUCUAGCAUCAUAGGCACUCAGUUAUUAAGCAGAAGACGGUGCUGGUGCCGCAUGGCUUCUUACUGAGACUCUCCACUCGAUACUGCAUGAUUUGCUUUUAGGAUUGAUGCCUUCAGAUGUUUUCGCCUACAUAGAAUAUUAUUUCUCAAAGCAUAGACAUCGAGAUGUUAAUGAAAUAUAGAAGGGACAAAAAAAAACAUAUAUAACAACAUCUGGCCAGAUCCACUUGUUUUACUCGUCACAUUUAAAUUCUGUAUGAAAUCUUUUUAUACCCUCCACCAUAGGAUGGGGGUAUACUAAUUUCGUCAUUCUGUUUGUAACAACUCGAAAUAUGUGUCUGAGACCCCAUAAAGUAUAUAUAAAUUCUUGAUCGUCAUGUCAUUUUAAGUCGAUCUAGCCGUGUCCGUCCGUCCGUCUGUCUGUCGAAAGCAUGCUAACUUUCGAAGGAGUUAAGCUAGCCGCUUGAAAUUUUGCACAAAUACUUUUUAUUAGUGUAGGUCGGUUUGGAUUUUAAAUGGGCCAAUUCGGUCCAUGUUUUGAUAUAGCUGCCAUAUAAACCGAUCUUGGGUCUUGACUUCUUGAGCCUCUAGAGGGCGCAAUUCUUGCCCGGUUUGACUGAAAUUUUGCACGUGGUGUUUUGGUAACACUUCCAACACCUGCCCUAAGUAUGGUUUAAAUCGGUUCGUGUUUUGAUAUAGCUGCCAUAUAAACCGAUCUUGGGUCUUGACUUCUUGAGCCUCUAGAGGGCGCCAUUGUCGUCCGAUUUGACUAAAAUUUUGCGCGUAGUGUUUUGGUAUCACUUCCAACAACUGUGUUAAGUAUGAUUCAAAUCGGUUCAUAAUCUGAUAUAGCUGUCAUAUAAACCAAUCUUGGAUCUUGACUUCUUGAGCCAAUAGAGGGCGCAAUUCGCAUCCGAUUUGGCUGAAAUUUUGCAUGAGGUGCUAAGUAUGGCGCAAAUCGGUAAAUAACCUGAUAUAGCUGCCAUAUAAACCGAUCUGGGGUCUUGACUUCUUGGGCCUCUAGAGGGCGCAAUUCUCAUCCGAUUUGGAAGAAAUUUUGUACAACGGCUUCUCUCAUGACCUUCAACAUACGUGCCUAAUAUGGUCUGAAUCUAUGAAUAGCUUCAUACAGCUCCCAUAUAAACCGAUCUUCCGAUUUUGCUUCUUGAGCCCCUACAAGGCGCAAUUCUUAUCCGAAUGAACUGAAAUAUUACACAAUAGCAUAUUCUUAUUCAAUAUUCUUUGUUUGCCUAAAAAGAGGUACUGCGCAUAGAACUCGACAAAUGCGAUCCAUGGUGGAGGGUAUAUAAGAUUCGGCCCGGCCGAACUUAGCACGCUCUUACUUGUUUAAUCUCAUAAUCUGUAUUCUAUUAACGGGCAAUGAUCCAUUGAAUAUUCUUGCAUGUCGUGCAUGCCAACGAAAUAUAUAGGUAUAUAUUUUUUUUAGUUUUUUAAUCUAUUUAAAAAAAGUUUUUACAAAGUUAAACAGAUUUUCUUAUUUUAUGGGUAUAAUGUUUUGUUUUGAGUAAGGCUAUUUUUAAACUUUAAGUUAUGAGUGUUCUAAUACAUGGGUAUAGUUGGGAAAUUAAGAAAAUAUGAAGAUCAUGCUUUCUUUCCUAAAAAAAAAACACCAUAUAACUUACAUGAACAAGUGAAUGACAACAAAAGACAAAAAAUUAGAAUAAAAGUUGCUAAGGUCUUGCAUGAUGUUCGAACUUCAUAACCUAAGAAAAACUUGUUUUAGAAAACUAUCUGCCCAAACGUUUGUCACAAAAUGUAUUGCCAUUAUUUUUUUAAACAAGUCCGAAUUUCGAGCAAGGCUGGAACAACCAAAAUUGUGAAUCAAUGAAGGCAAACGAUUUCUAGGUUUAUUGAUAAUGAUGAUUGUUUAAAACAACACUUAGGGCUAAACUAAUUCGAAAUAUACAAAAACACUCACGCAUGCCUAUCACAUAAUCUACCCCAUUAGAAGAAAAAACUACAAACAUACAUACAGUUCGAGUGUCUUCGAUGAUCAGCAAACUAUUGGCAAACUUACAUUUACAACAGAUUAUUUCGAAUAGUAGCAUAUACAGAUACAUGCAUACAUACAUACAUACAUAGAGUAUAAUUUAAGUAGAUGUUUUCCAAUUGUUUAUUGUUAAACUUAAGAUAGUAUUUUGUAUAAACUAUUGUACAAUUUACUCUUUCCACAACAUUUUCAUUUAUCCUCAUUUUUUUUGUUUGUUUCUAUACUCUAUUCCACACAUUUUACUUAUUUAUAUCUAAUUUGUAAGCAUUUAAGUGUUUUAUUGUUACAAUUUUACAUUUGUAGUAUGUUAUAUCAUUCUUAUUUGCGCAUAUUUUAUUACUUGAUUGAAAUCCAUUUACAUUAUAUAUAACGAAAACC